Messenger RNA from Gavialis gangeticus (Gharial), 3343 nucleotides. RefSeq names its product epoxide hydrolase 4 (gene EPHX4). Gene Ontology annotation, molecular function: hydrolase activity. Lineage: Eukaryota; Metazoa; Chordata; Crocodylia; Gavialidae. The record is from RefSeq and is a predicted model, not a curated record. The transcript has 7 exons. Bases 1535 to 2638 code for a protein of 367 amino acids.
UUUAUUUGCAGGAAUGUACUUGGAGCAUCGGUAUCACCCACACAGAAACCAUAUGAAAGACUCUAAGUAUGCACAGAAGUAGUGAUUCUCUUAAUGAAAGAUUUGCAUAAUAACUUUGAGGCAUAUUUCUAAUGAAGCCAGAGCAUAAAUAAAUGAAGACUUUUGUCAAUGCAAACUGAAAAAUUAUUUAAUGUUCUUUCAAUGUCAGUCAGUGAUGAGAUAGUUAUAUCUAUCACCAUGAAAGUGAGUAACUAUAUAAGACAAAUAGAUUAAUGUACCUUUCAUCUUUUUCACUAAUGCCCCAGACUGGAAUUUUUGUAAAAAAUGAGAAAUUUGCAAAUGAAUCUUUUCAAUACAUAUUGCAUUAACUAACACUUAGGAUCUCAGUGUAGCUCUCCUCAUUGUGAAAUCACCUGUACAUUAGUUUAUACUGAUUUUCAAGAGAGCAUGGAAGACUACUACAACCACAUUAAGGGCAAAAAAGAAGGCUUAAUGGUAAGAAACAGAAAUUUGUGGUAUUUAAACACCAUGUGUUUGAGCAGAAAAGGAAACAGAAAAUGACUAUCCACUAGCAACAAAUAAACAUGAUUGAAUAAUCUGGGUUAGGUACUGGUAUGUAAAAUUUCUACUCUAAUGAAUAUUUUACUUAUAGUUUAUAGUCAUAUCCUGAUUACAGGUCGUAUCUAGUGAGAAAGUCAAACUUGCAUGGAGCAAUUCUAUCAAAAACCAAUUGUGUUAUUUCAUGAGUUAAUUGGAAUAACAUUUUGCAUAAUUGCACCUCUCCCAUCACUUUUUUAGCUUCUGUUUUUCAGAGGUAAUGUCUGGCACCCUCAAGAGGCGGGUGCAUGGGGUCCUGCCCCCUGGAGGGCCACUGUGAAGACAUCGUCAAGAAUAAGUGCACCUGCAGAGAGCGAAGUUGUGAUCUUUUAAAGAACAAGUGUCUAUUGCAAUGCACGUAUGUCUCUGUAACUUGGCUCACGGUGUCAUCAUUUUAAUAUACAUAUUUAGGAUUUGCUGAACCGAUGCAGUUGAAAUGCAAGCAAUUAAUAUUUAUAGAAGUGAUAUGUUCAUGCUUAUGUAAGGGGAGAGACAAAACGUAAGGGAGGCGAUUCCUUUUUUUUUAAUGGCUUUUAAUUCCCGUUGAAAGAGGAAGUGAUAAGGUGCUCGUGCUUACACCUGCUGUUAGAAGACGAGGACGUGACUGCAGUUGAUGACACGACUUUCAUGAUGUGCGUGCCCGUGUUGUACGGCGCGGGGCAGGGAGCAGUGCCGGGGGAGGGGGGAGCCCUCUGCCAGGACGGGGCGCCCCGGCCCAGGGGGUGGGCGGAGGCAGGAGGGCAAGGUGCGGGGUGCAUUUCUGGGCUGCCCCGGCUGGCUCCCUGCAGCUGGCGCGAGGCAGACGUGCUGCCUCUCCCGGCUGGGCUGGUCUCCAUGCCUCCAUUCACGCGGCUGCUCUCCCUGCUGGCGGAGCCCGUCUCCUCGGCACUGACGGGGAGGGAGGCUGGCGAGAGGCAGCUGCCGCCGCCGCCGCCGCAUGGCGAGACCCGGGGAGCCUCCGGGGCGGAUCCGCGGCAGGUUCAUGGUGCCGCUCAGGGCUCUGCUCUUCUGGGCGCUGGUCUAUAGCUACUGCGGGCUCUGCGCCUGCCUCGAGCUGCUGAAACUUUUGUGGAGCAUCGGCAGGAGGCCGGGCAAGACCUUCCAGUGGGUCACCCGCGAGACCCCCCCCGCCUGCCUCAAUGACCCGUCCCUGGGCACCCACUGCUACGUGCGCAUCAAGGAUUCAGGGUUAAGAUUCCACUACGUAGCUGCAGGAGAAAGGGGCAAACCGCUCAUGUUACUGCUUCAUGGCUUUCCAGAAUUCUGGUAUUCAUGGCGUCAUCAAUUGCGAGAAUUUAAAAGUGAAUAUCGAGUUGUGGCACUGGACUUGAGAGGCUAUGGAGAAACAGAUGCUCCUUCUCACAAAGAAAAUUACAAGUUAGAUUGCCUAAUUACAGAUAUAAAGGACAUUUUGGAAUCUCUAGGGUACAACAAGUGUGUGUUGAUUGGCCAUGACUGGGGUGGAAUGAUCGCUUGGUUGGUUGCUAUCUGUUACCCAGAAAUGGUGACUAAGCUUAUUGUGGUUAAUUUCCCUCAUCCCUCUGUGUUUACAGAAUAUAUUCUACAGCAUCCUUCACAACUGAUUAAAUCUGGUUACUACUUCUUUUUCCAAAUGCCAUGGUUUCCUGAAUUCAUGUUUACAAUAAAUGAUUUCAAGGUUCUGAAAAACCUGUUUACCAGCCAGACCACUGGCAUUGGAAGAAAAGGCUGUAGAUUAACAGCAGAGGAUAUUGAUGCUUAUCUCUACAUCUUCUCUCAACCUGGAGCGCUAACUGGACCAAUUAACCACUACAGAAAUAUUUUCAGUUGCCUACCUCUGCAGCAUCAUGAGGUCACCAUGCCUACUCUGUUGCUAUGGGGAGAAAAAGAUGCAUUUAUGGAAGUCGAAAUGGCAGAAAUUACACGGAUUUAUGUUAAAAAUCAUUUCAGGUUAACUAUUUUGUCUGAAGCCAGUCAUUGGCUCCAGCAGGAUCAGCCUGACAUAGUGAACAAGUUGAUAUGGACUUUUUUAAAAGAAGACGUAACAAGAAAAAGAGAGUGACUUUUCCUAUGUGUUUUAAGAGGUCUUCAUAAAAGCUCUUAAUUUAAAAACUAAUUGUUAUCAGGGCCAUAUAUCCAGCCUACCUUUUUUUUGGCUUCUGUUAGAGAAAAGUGUUUUCAAUAUACUGUAUAUAUUUGAACACCAAUGUUAUUACUAAAAGAAAAUGAUAGUGUGAAAUUAUAUAAUGUUAAAAUUGGUUUUACUUGUAUACCUGUCUUUUGCACAUAAAAACACAUGCCUUAAGAUGUAUGUAUUUGUACAGUAUGGAAAUCAUGGAAAGUUGCUUGGUUUUGGUUUCUCUCUUGCUUUACAAUUUUAAUGUGUGGUGCCUUUUACAAAUUUAUAAUGAAACAAUGGAGGGGUGCCAUAUAAAAUGAAAUCAUAUCUAUCAGUUUUCAUUCUACCAGCUGAAUUUUUUUACUGUAGUUGACCAUUUAAAAUGUUUUUAUUGACUGCAUUUUAAUGUAUCAGGCAAAAGAAAAAUUUCUGCGCACUUUUUGUAGUCUUCAGGUGAUAACUCAUACAUAUCUUGUUGUAUUGUCAAAUAACAGCUGCUUUUUAUGGCGUAUUUUUUCCUAAUUGGAAAAAAAAAGUAGAAAUCUGUACACACAACCUGUCUGAACAAGUAGAAUGGAAGAGCUAUAUUCAUGACAUGUAUCAAAUCCACCUAUGUUUAAUAAAAUAUAUCUUAUGCCCUUCACCUGA